AUGCUGGAUGAUUGCGAUGCCUACGACGAGCGCUUCUUGCGACGCCACGCUGCGCGGGCCUUCCAGCUAGGCGGCAUGUGGCAGAUCGACGAGGUGUCUUCAGGCAGGCACAUGCAGCUCUCUUUCGUCGAGUUCAUCAUGGCCAUCGGUGCCGUGAUCUUCCUGCGCGAGUUUUACCGACCGGAGGAGUUUGCGGACCUGCUGGAGGAGUUUCUUUUGGACCAGCUGCAGCCUGUUGUUCUGGAGCAGAGGCCGGAGCGAAACCGGCGGAACAUGGAGCUGCAGCUGACACACAAAACUAUCCGCAAGGUCUGCAAGGAAGUCUUCGAAGAAGCAGACGAGGACAACAGCAAUGCCCUCACGGUCCGGGAGUUCUCCCGAGCACUGCGCGACGGCCGGACGCGGGAGCUGCUGAUGGGCAAAGACUUCAAGAUUGACGAGAUCCUGAAG
Symbiodinium sp. CCMP2456 is the source of this 450-nucleotide messenger RNA. The record is from the annotation of a GenBank genome assembly. Lineage: Eukaryota; Dinophyceae; Suessiales; Symbiodiniaceae.